UAUAGAAAGUGAAUAUAGCAAAACAAGGGAAUAAAUCUGAAUAUUUUAAGAAAUUUCAGAUUUUCACACAGAGAAAACAAAGCUAAGUUUUCCUACAUAUAAAAAUUGUCUAAAAAUGGUUAUUGGUUUUACACAGAAUCAUUUAAUUUUAAAAAUUAAUACCAUAAAUGUACAUAAAACUACAUUAGAAAAACAACUGGAACCUCUCAGCAGUCAAAUCCUUUUCUUUCUUUCUUAUUUUCCCAUAAUAUUAUGAAAUUUAUUCCUAGUUUGUAUUUUUAUCUUGUAAUAGAGUUUUUUCAUUAUUCACUUCUUUCCUUCUCACACUAUAAAACCCCUCCCAAAGUUUUACUUCUUCCUCCUCUCUCUCCAAUACAUCACUCGCUCUCUUCAUCGCAUCAUCCUCUUUCGACCAUCUUUACUCUUCUUUUUUUUCAGUUUUCUCAACAAUAUUAAAACCUGUUGUAUCAUUUUUUUCAAAUACUCAUGUUAAGAAAGAUAAGAUCUUGAUGUUCAGACAUUAAUGUCUCCAGUGAUUAGCGAAGCACUUAGAUCUGGCUUAACUAUAGAUUCAUCUCUUAGACGCAGGACCCAUCUUGUUCAAUCUUUCUCCGUCGUUUUUCUUUACUGGUUCUAUGUUUUCUCAGAAAUCAUCUCUCCUUUAGCCAUAACAUAUAGCCUAUAAACUAUAUAUUAUAUCACUUUUCCAGAUAGCUUUUGCUUAACCUUAAUCAUCAGGGUCUUGCGUCUUUUCAGUUGAACUAGUAUUUUCGUGUUUUUGUCUUUUUAAAAAAAAAAAAUUAAUUUGGGUAUCUGUAAUGAUGAAUAAACCGGAGAUGAGACCGUGUCUGACCUGUAACUGGUCGCCGGUUCUACCGACCAGUUUACCAAACUCCGAUCGCGUGCAACGUGAUCUGAUCAACGAGCGGAAGAGGAAGAGGCUGGAGUCCAACAGAGAGUCGGCGAGGAGGUCGAGGAUGAGGAAGCGGGAGCAUCUGGUGGGUCUAACGACUCAGCUCGAGCAGCUGCGCAAGGAAAUCCGCAAGGCCACCACCGAGGUCGAUGUCACGACGCAGCACUACACCAAGAUGGAGGCGAAGAACUCCGUUAUGAGAGCUCAGGUGACGGAGCUAAACCAUCGCCUGAACUCCCUCAACCAGAUCAUCGCUUUUCCAGAGUCGUACUCCUCCGCCGCCGGAGGAUUCGGGACGGUGACGGGGGGCACCGCCGCCGGAGGUUUUGGGAUGGAGACUGCUCCCUCCGCUGCCGGAGGAUUUGGGAUGGAGACUGCUCCCUCCGCUGCCGGAGGAUUUGGAAUGGCGACUGCUCCCUCCGCCGCCGGAGGUUUUGAAAUGGCGACUGCUCCCUCCGCCGCCGGAGUAUUUGGAAUGGCGACUGCUCCCUCCGCCGCCGGAGGUUUUGGUAUGGCGACUGCUCCCUCCGCUGCCGGAGGAUUUGGAAUGGCGACUGCUCCCUCCGCCGCCGGAGGUUUUGGGAUGCCGACUGCUCCCUCCGCCGCCGGAGGAUUUGGGAUGGCGACUGCUCCCUCCGCCGCCGGAGGAUUUGGGAUGGCGACUGCUCCCUCCGCCGCCGGAGUAUUUGGAAUGGCGACUGCUCCCUCCGCCGCCGCCGGAGGAUUUGAGAUGGAGACGGGCUACACCGCUGCCGGAGGAUUUGGGAUGGAGGCUGGUCAGGGAGGAGGAGGUGGAUUUUACGACGAUGGCUGGAGCAGCGGAGGAGGAGGUGGAUUUUACGACGAUGGCUGGAGCAGCGGAGGAGGAGGUGAAUUUUUCGACGGAGCGAUGGACCCUUUCGAUCUAGGGUUUUAUGACGAACCACCAAACAUGGCUUCUGGUUCGACUGGUGUUGGUGAUGUUCUCAACCGUUGGUAAACUCAAUGUCACAAUCACCAUCAUCUAGAGAGAGACGAAUAUGACUGACAUCAGGGUGUAAACUUGUAAUAAUCUUAUUAUAGAUGAUGUGAUGCUGGGUGUUUAGAUUAUAAGAUAAAGUUAACUAAGGCUUAACCAGUGUUGUAAUGAACAUAAAUGUGUAGUAUGAAGAUGGUGAUGUGAUUGUAAUUGGGGGAUAUAUUAUUUAAGUUUUUUUAAAUUAAUGAUGAAUAAAUAUUAUAUAUUGACC
Brassica napus (rape) is the source of this 2142-nucleotide messenger RNA. Its product is annotated as glycine-rich cell wall structural protein-like. Gene Ontology annotation, biological process: positive regulation of DNA-templated transcription. Gene Ontology annotation, cellular component: nucleus. NCBI's taxonomy places the organism in Eukaryota, Viridiplantae, Streptophyta, Magnoliopsida, Brassicales, Brassicaceae. The coding region runs from base 819 to 1892 and encodes 357 amino acids. The transcript has a single exon. The record is from RefSeq and is a predicted model, not a curated record. Gene Ontology annotation, molecular function: transcription cis-regulatory region binding; DNA-binding transcription factor activity.